UAAUAAUGAAUAAAUACGCCAUCGUUUCUCUAGCCCUCAUGGCAAUUGCAUCGGCUGCUGAGAUAUUGCAAGCUCCAAGUUUUGAAACAGUCAAAGUAAGUCCAGACGGCAGUGUAGUUCACGAUGUGACAUAUGGAGGAAAUGUGGUUGGAGGUGUUUCACCAAUUGUAGGCAGUUAUUAUAUUCCCACCGUGAGAUACACUAACGUUGGAGGAUUGAUCAAUAAUGGAUAUGGAGUUGUAAAUGUAAUUCCUACCAAUUCAGUUCCUGUUGCAACAGGGAUUCAAGGACCUAGUGUAAGAACUGUAAUCGCAGGUCCUGAUGGAAGCUCGAUUGACAGUUUUGCAUCCGGAAGUGUUUUAUCAGAUGAUGCAUCGGUCUUAGUUGCUCCAUCUGUUCAAACUUUUUAUAAAUAUGCUGACAAUUUAGCUGUUUCACCUUACGUUGUACCAACUGUAGAUCCUGGAUCCAAAUCCUAUUAUGCACCUGGAUAUUACUCUGGCUUUGUUCCCCUUCCUUAUAGUGGUUCAGUAGUCUCUGGUCCAUCUGGUACGAUUGUAUCGAAUUAAAAAAGAAAUUGAAUGGUUUUAAGUUGAAUUGCUAGCAGAAAAUGGAUUCCCCGUGAAGAACAACUAAAAUUCUUUUGACCAUAGU
Harmonia axyridis is the source of this 654-nucleotide messenger RNA. RefSeq lists its product as uncharacterized. The record is from RefSeq and is a predicted model, not a curated record. The coding region runs from base 6 to 569 and encodes 187 amino acids. The transcript has 2 exons. NCBI's taxonomy places the organism in Eukaryota, Metazoa, Arthropoda, Insecta, Coleoptera, Coccinellidae.